AUGGUCUGUUUGUUUGGGGAAGGGAGGCGUCUGUCCUCGGCUCUCACUCUUCUCAAAGUUCUUCUGCGCUGCAGCUCUUCCUUCGUUCUGUGGUGACUGAUGAAUAGUCACAAUGUGCUGUGAUUCCUCACGCAGGCGGGCUGUGUGUGUGUGAGAGGGGGAGGUGAAAGUUCACCAUGGCUUGGCCAUAUCAAGUGACAAUGUGGAAAAGUUAGGCUGCCUCCUCAGAUUAAAUUUCCCAAACUCAGAGAAUGACAAGCGAAAGGAGCUACAUUGAAGUGGACGGAGAAAACGAAGCGCUACCGUUCGAAUAUUUUGACGACGAUGAUGAUUUCGACACAUUCACUGACGGGGACGGAGACUGCGGCUGUGAUGAAGGAGUGCUGGGGUUCAGUGAUCCGUUCAGCAGCGAGGUGAAACCGCGGAUCCUGCUCAUGGGCCUGAGGCGAAGUGGCAAGUCUUCCAUUCAGAAAGUCGUGUUCCACAAGAUGUCACCCAACGAGACUCUCUUUCUGGAAAGCACCAAUAAGAUUUGCCGAGAGGAUGUUUCCAACAGUUCCUUUGUCAGCUUCCAAAUCUGGGACUUUCCUGGUCAGAUUGAUUUCUUCGACCCCACAUUCGACUAUGAGAUGAUAUUUCGCGGCACAGGGGCUCUCAUCUUUGUCAUAGACUCGCAGGAUGAUUAUGUGGAGGCACUGAGUAGACUUCACCUCACUGUGACAAGAGCCUACAAGGUCAACCCAGAUAUCAACUUUGAGGUGUUCAUCCACAAGGUGGAUGGGCUGUCAGAUGACCACAAGAUUGAAAAACAGAGGGACAUACACAAACGAGCCAAUGAUGAUCUAGCUGAUGCCGGUUUAGAAAGAAUACACUUAAGUUUCUACUUGACGAGCAUCUAUGAUCAUUCAAUCUUUGAGGCUUUCAGUAAAGUUGUGCAGAAACUCAUCCCUCAACUUCCCACCCUUGAGAAUCUGCUUAACAUUUUUAUAUCUAAUUCAGGGAUUGAAAAGGCUUUUCUCUUUGAUGUGGUUAGUAAGAUUUACAUAGCAACCGACAGCAGCCCGGUGGACAUGCAGACCUACGAGUUGUGUUGUGACAUGAUAGAUGUGGUUAUCGACAUCUCGUGCAUCUAUGGAUUGACUGGAGAUGAGGCAGGAACUCCAUAUGAUAAAGAAUCCAUGGCCAUAAUCCACUUGAACAACACUACGGUCAUGUACCUAAAAGAGGUCACCAAGUUUCUUGCCCUGGUGUGUUUCCUCAGGGAAGAGAGUUUUGAGAGGAAAGGACUUAUCGACUACAAUUUCCACUGUUUCAAGAAAGCCAUAGAGGAGGUGUUUGACGUGCGCUUGAAAGUGCAGAGGAGUCGGAAGCUUCUGAGCCAAAGGAGGUGGAGCAGACAGACCGUGCCAAACGGGACUCAGGUGCAUCCUCAUUGAAGAGCAUGGAAAGCCAUCCAGCCUGUGACAGUGACUCGAGUGUGAAGGAUUCACACAGACUUUGCUUGAGCUCCUUUUCACGGCCACUUACUGCUCUUCAGCGAUCCAAAAGGGCCAUACAGACUGAUUUAUGCCUUAAAUAUCUUGCACCUCUAACUUAGCCAUCCAUGCCAUUCUUAGCCAGCCUUAUAACUCAGCCAUUACCACAAAAUACAUGGUAAAAGCCAUUUCCAAAGAUAUUUAUCACAUAUGUACAGUAGGGCACAAACAUGUCAUUUAACUUCUACAUGCACUAUAAAAGAAAGAAAGAAAGGCAUUUAAUUGCUCAAUUAAAAUAGAAUUUCACUCUUUUUAUUCAGAAUUAUUUAUAUUUUUCAUUGCCCCUGCCGAUGUUUUUUACUUUGUCAUUUGUUCAUGGUUAAACGGCUGUUCGGUUUCAUAAAGAAUUUUG
This is a messenger RNA of Pimephales promelas (fathead minnow), 1887 nucleotides long. It is a transcript of the gene rragd, whose product is annotated as ras-related GTP binding D. Gene Ontology annotation, molecular function: GTP binding; GTPase activity. Gene Ontology annotation, biological process: cellular response to starvation; negative regulation of autophagy; positive regulation of TORC1 signaling. Gene Ontology annotation, cellular component: lysosome; nucleus; Gtr1-Gtr2 GTPase complex. Lineage: Eukaryota; Metazoa; Chordata; Actinopteri; Cypriniformes; Leuciscidae. The record is from RefSeq and is a predicted model, not a curated record.